Vicia faba (fava bean) is the source of this 1023-nucleotide messenger RNA. NCBI's taxonomy places the organism in Eukaryota, Viridiplantae, Streptophyta, Magnoliopsida, Fabales, Fabaceae. The record is from the annotation of a GenBank genome assembly.
AUGGAAGAGGUCAUGAAUUUUAUGAUGCAUGCUUUUGAAUUGGCCAAAAAUCUUGAACUAGAAUUACCCAACAUGGCCAACAACCCUGAAAUUCUAUUCUCAUCCAUUCAUGAGGUUGAAAAAGCUUAUAGUGAUGCCAAAGAAAGAGUUAGGAUGGUGUUUUCAUCAUCAUCAGCACAACAUGAAACAACAACAACAACAACAACAAAAGGUUUUGGUUCCUUGGCUCAGAUUCUGUCUCAUGAUGUUUUCAUGCAGAAAAACCAGCAUGCUCCAAUGGGUGGAAGUGUAUCUUCCAUGCAUGCACAUUCAAUGGAUCAAUCGCUUCUAAUGCAACACUCUUUCGAUGUGAGUGUUUUUCUCGAGAAUAAGAUGAUAAAUGGUAGUGGUGAUGCUCAACUUUUAAGAUCAAAAGGGUUACAAUUAGGAGAAGUUCAAGGAAUAGAAGCUCCACCAUCACGACCAAAAAAAAGUAGGAAGAAUGAUUUGGAGAAGAGAACUGAAAUGUUUCCAGCACCUCAAAUUGGAAACACUGAAAUGCCACCAGAAGAUGGUUUCACUUGGAGAAAAUAUGGCCAGAAAGAGAUACUUGGCCGCAAGUACCCAAGAAGUUACUAUAGGUGCACACACCAAAAAUUAUACCAUUGUCCAGCCAAGAAGCAAGUACAAAGGCUAGAUGAUAUCCCUAACAUAGUUGAAGUAACAUAUAGAGGUGAACACAUUUGUCACAAAUCCUUAACAGCACCAUCAUCAUAUCCACCACUACCAACCCUUCUUGCAAACAUUAGUACUACUACUCAAACUACCGAUUCUUCCGAGAGGUGGCCGCUCGCAGUGAAUCUAGACCUCGGGGGCGGAGAUGGUAGCGGUGGUGGAGGCUCUAAUUCAAGAUUCGGCGUUGAAUACGCGGUGGCCGAUAUGGCGGAUGCAAUGUUCAAUUCAGGAAGUAGUAGUGGAAAUAGCAUGGAGUUACUCUUUCAAUCAAGUGAAGAUAAAUGGGAGCAUGAUGAAAAGGAAGAUUGA